GGAAAAAUGGCCCCCAGAGCUUGUCGAUUGUGCUGUGAAGCAGUAAAAUGGGCGCCUGUAAUAUUCAUCACAGCAAUAGUUGCAUGGUCCUAUUACGCUUAUGUCGUACAGAUGUGUAUACUGACAGCUGACACGAUAUUCGAAAAAGUGAUAUUUCUGUUACUCUACCACCCGAUCCUGUUCCUGUUCAUGUGGUCCUAUUGGCAGACCAUAUUUGCCAAACCGCGAGGUCCUCCCAAAGAGUUUUACCUGAGCCAGGCGGAGUGGCAGCGGCUAGAGUCUGAGAGAAAUGAGAACAGUCAGAAGGAACAGCUGGACAACUUUGCCAGGAAGCUGCCCAUCCAGAACCGAACUGUGGCAGGAUUCCCACGAUACUGCGAAAAAUGCAAAUGUGUGAAGCCCGACAGAUGUCAUCACUGUUCCGUCUGCUCCACAUGUAUCCAGAAGAUGGACCAUCACUGUCCUUGUCGCGGGGACGGAGUGUCGUUUGCCUCACGUCUGCAGCCCACCAUCAGCUAUAACACAAUGGGCAGUACUCCCAGUCAAGGCGCUCAGCCCGCAAGUCUGGGUGACGGGGUGACGUACCCGACUCGCACCGUGGACCUGGACUGUGACGGUCUGCUGGGACAGAGGCAGCGCUGGAUGGAGGAGGGGGACAAUGGACUCUCACAGUGAAGUGUGUGUGUGUGUGAACUGUGUGUGUGGUGCGGGGAACAAGGGCCAAUGUUCUCCAUGGCCAGACGUCAUCUCAUCAUCACCGAGAACGUUGGACGUGGACAGCUGGGAGGGUUGGAAGCUGGGAGUUUUGUUUGGUGGACUUCUCUCUCGAAUGUUUUCCCGAACCCCUCUUGUCUGAUGGAGUUAUUUCUGUAUAUGUGAUCCUUUAAGACAAAAAACACUGGACACCAAUGACGACUGGAAAACAACAGAUUUUAGUGGAUUUAAUGGCCUUGAAUUAUAAUGCUUUUGGGUCUAUUAUUUGUAAAUUAGUCGGUUCCUUGUUAGCCCAGAUUAGAAAGGGUUUUCCCUUUCCUGGUGAAUUGCAGCCAUCUCGAUUGUUCCUAGUUUUUUGUGGUUCCCCCACCACGAUGCCAAGAUUAGAUUUGGUUCCAUGGGCUUCUUAACAUUUCUGUGUGGCAUAGAUGAAGUUUGGGAAGAUUUCUACAGUAUAACACCACAACUGUUGGUUACUAUAAGGGCGUAGCUGUUAGCUUUGUCAAAAAAGUCCUGGAUCAUCUGUUUUGUUUGGGGAGUUUUUUUGGUGUGAGUUCAUAUCAGUGAGGUUGUUUAUAUAUAGGCCUAUUGCCUGUGUGGGAACUUGUGUGUGUGUCAGAUUUAUCUAUAUAUAUGUCUGUUUGUCUGUCUUUCAAAUGUCAUAUGUCUGAGCAUCCUGUGUACAGGGGCUGAUCGCUCUUAUGAAGUGGGAAAUUGCUGAACAUUGAAGUUGUUUUUUUUCCUCGUUUUUUGGCAAAAGAGUACACACAUCCACAUGUUGUGCCCCUGUGGUCUGGUGUGGGUGUGUAUGUGUGUGUGUCUGUGUGUGUGGGGGACAGGGAGAAGGGUUCGGGGAAGCGCUGGGACUCGCUUGCUGGGAAUUUUAUGAUGUAUAUAUAUAUUUCGCAGUACAGUGAAGAGAACAUUUUUACUGUGUGUGUGGGUGCGUGUCUGAGUGUAUGUGUGUGUGGGUGUGUGUGAGUGCGUGAGUGUGAGAGAGACACCACAUUUUUAAGAGUGGAGUUGACGUUCAUUGUUAGGAACCAAGAUGCUAUGAUGAUGCGUAUCUCAAUGAACUUCUCAUUCUGUGGCCAUGCUCGACUCUGUAUUUUCCAGCAGGUCGUUCAGUUUUGUGACGGCUGCUUUUUGAUAGAUUUAUUUAUACUUGUACUAGUGCAUGUUCUGAUUUGUAUCAUUACUGUGCUUGGUUGAUGAGACGCUGAGCUGAUCUUGUGGGAGGCCGCAACAUGAACCCUUGUGCUGUCUCUAGUGGCAGACUUUCACUAUCAGUUUGGUCUAGUUUGUCCAAUUGACCGCGCUGGACAUCUGGUGUCCAACUGACCACACUGGACGUCUGGUGUCCAACUGACCACACUGGACGUCUGGUGUUCAAUUGACCGCGCUGGACGUCUGGUGUCCAAUUGACCGCGCUGGACGUCUGGUGUCCAAUUGACCGCGCUGGACGUCUGGUGUCCAAUGGACCGCGCUGGACGUCUGGUGUCCAACUGACCGCGCUGGACGUCUGGUGUCCAAUUGGCCGCGCUGGACAUCUGGUGUCCGACCACGCUGGACGUCUGGUUGGAUGUUUUCCCUGACCCGCGUGGCUGCUCAACAUUUGUACACAAAAAAGUGGUGGGAUUUCGGGGUUUUCCAGGAUAUGACUUCCCCUUCCCGUAAUUUUGUUUCUUGUUUUUCGAGUGACAAAAGUUUGUGUUGCAGAUGUAGCGGUAGUCCUUCCACAACACAUUCGCUUCUAUUGCUGUAGAUUAUGUGUUGUGGAAAAACAAACUUUUUUCCUUUUUUUGUUUUGUUUUUUGCUUAAGUUGAAGCUGGGUUAGGGUUAGGGUUAGGUUUAGGGUUAGGGUUAGGUUUAGGGUUAUAUUGAGAACAUUUGGGCCUUGUAGACCCCAGAUAUUGUGUCCUGAGGCUGUGGGGAAUGUGCCUGUGAAAGUAGGUCACUGGAGACAGAAAUACUGUAGGAAGACGUACGCCAUAGAAAAUGUAAAGCAAUUUGAUAUUUUGGAUAUUUUUGAUAUUUUCACAGAAAGAACAUCAUCUGUUUAAAAUUGCGAGAGUUUAGAAAUAGUUGGGACAUGCAGAGAAGUACAAGCUGACUUAUUGACUUUUCUUGAUAGAUUGGAGGUUUGGGGAAGAAAAAUGGAGAUGGUUUUGGCGGAGUGUUGGACGUUGAUUGCCACGAGCUGAGAUGUUGACCUGUGGUAGACCUACCUCUGUACCCAGCUGCUCCGUCGAUGUUGACCAAUUUUGUCCUUGUUUGCACAUCUCCGAUAAAACGAAUGUUUUGCUGCAAGGAACUAUUUUCCCACAAAUGAAUCAUUUUGCACGUUUCGUUGCUUUCUGUUCAUAUCUCUUUUUCGUUGCUUUUUUUUUUUUCCGUGUUUAGAGAUGUGAAUGUAUUUUCUGUGCAAAGUUGCUGAUUAAUAUUAUUGUCUAUUGUUUCUACAAAGCCACUAGAAUCAAAAAUACAUGAUUUGGUUUGGGGUUUUUUUGUUUGUAUUGUUGAUUUCAUUUCACAGUUCAUGUGAAUUAUGUAUUUAUUGUUGGGGAUAAGUUUUGCAGUUAGAAUUCAUUUCCUAGCCUUUUGUCUUCAACCUGCCCUGUGGUUUCUUUUUUCUUCAUGUUCAUGUGUGCAAUCACCUGUGUACUCUGACUUGUCUCGAGGGGGUUAACUCUGGCGUAUAUGUCACGUAUAUGUCAUGCCGUGGUUAACUCUGGCGUAUAUGUCACGUAUAUGUCACGCCGUGGUUAACUCUGGCGUAUAUGUCACGCCGUGGUUAACUCUGGCGUAUAUGUCACGCCGUGGUUAACUCUGACGUGUGGUGGGACAUUGUGUUUUCAAAAAUUGAUGAUCAGUCUGAUCAGUUGUUCUGAAAGUGGUGUUAUUGAGGAGAAUGCUUUUGUAUAUAUGACAAAGGAAGAAAUGUAUAUAUAUAUAUGACAAAGGAAGAAAUGUAUAUAUAUAUAUGACAAAAGUGUAUUUGAGAGAUUUAUCUUGUUGCGUAAAGUGUUUGUGUAGAUGGUGGACUGUAGAAGAGCGAGAGCAGCAUGAGCUGUCGGCUUUGUGCCGGGGAGGGAUGGGCCCGGGGUGGGGGAAAGUUUCUCUCCAUGGAUUCCACUCGUGUUCCAAUGUGGUGCUCUGUCAAUGUUUUUGGAUCUUUUUAGGUUUUGUCUCUUCAACUUAGUGUCUUUGGUCCGACAACAGAUUUUUAAAAAUUGUUUCUUUCUCUCAAUCUGUCUUUCUCUUUCUCCUUUUUCUGAGAUAUUUGUCAACCUUGCUCUGUUGGAACUGACCAUUUGAACAGGAACCAUGGGGAGACAGGGUAGGUUUGAUGAUUUCAUCUUAUUUUGAAAAUUUGAGAAUAAAUGACUGUAUUGUGCUGUA
Messenger RNA from Aplysia californica (California sea hare), 4117 nucleotides. Its product is annotated as palmitoyltransferase ZDHHC15B. Lineage: Eukaryota; Metazoa; Mollusca; Gastropoda; Aplysiida; Aplysiidae. Gene Ontology annotation, cellular component: Golgi apparatus; endoplasmic reticulum. Gene Ontology annotation, biological process: protein targeting to membrane; peptidyl-L-cysteine S-palmitoylation; synaptic vesicle maturation. Gene Ontology annotation, molecular function: protein-cysteine S-palmitoyltransferase activity. The record is from RefSeq and is a predicted model, not a curated record.